Molecule: messenger RNA, 2030 nt
Organism: Lates calcarifer (barramundi perch)
Lineage: Eukaryota; Metazoa; Chordata; Actinopteri; Centropomidae
Product: paired box protein Pax-6-like
Exons: 10
Coding region: 1-1269 (422 amino acids)
Biological process (GO): regulation of transcription by RNA polymerase II; anatomical structure development
Molecular function (GO): RNA polymerase II cis-regulatory region sequence-specific DNA binding; DNA-binding transcription factor activity, RNA polymerase II-specific
Source: RefSeq, a predicted model, not a curated record
AUGCCGUGGGACAGCCGUAGUGCUCUAAAGCAGGGUCACAGUGGAGUAAACCAGCUGGGAGGUGUGUUUGUGAAUGGGAGACCUUUACCUGAUUCUACCAGGCAGAAGAUAGUGGAGCUGGCACACAGUGGAGCUCGACCCUGUGACAUAUCCAGAAUACUGCAGGUGUCUAACGGCUGUGUCAGUAAGAUCCUGGGCCGGUAUUACGAGACAGGUUCAAUCCGUCCUCGGGCCAUAGGAGGGAGUAAACCCAGGGUUGCCACUCCAGAGGUGGUGGGAAAGAUUGCUCAGUACAAGAGAGAGUGUCCGUCCAUUUUUGCCUGGGAGAUCAGAGACCGACUGCUGGCAGAAGGAGUCUGCACCAACGACAAUAUACCCAGUGUUUCAUCAAUAAAUCGAGUGCUGAGGAACCUGGCCAGUGACAAGCAGCAAAUGGGCACAGUGGGAGCUGAGGGGAUGUUUGACAAACUCAAGAUGCUCAAUGGACAGACCACCUGGGGAGGACGCUCAGGGUGGUACGCUGGGACUACACUCACUACCACAGAGUGUCCACAGGCAGAGGGAGGGGAGAGCACCAUAUCAGUUAGUUCUAAUGGUGAAGACUCGGAGGAGACUCAGAUGAGACUUCAGCUGAAGCGAAAACUGCAGAGAAACAGAACAUCUUUCACACAGGACCAGAUAGAAGCACUGGAGAAAGAAUUUGAAAGGACUCACUAUCCAGAUGUUUUUGCCCGAGAACGCCUAGCCAACAAAAUAGACCUUCCAGAAGCAAGAAUACAGGUUUGGUUUUCCAACCGACGAGCAAAGUGGAGAAGAGAGGAGAAGCUGCGAAACCAACGACGCCAGAUGUCCAACUCCUCCAACCAUAUCCCCAUCAGCAGCAGCUUCAACACCAGUGUUUAUCAGCCUCUACCACAACCCACUACACCAGUGUCCUUCUCAUCAGGAUCCAUGCUGGGAAGGCCAGAUCCAGUUUUGUCCAACAGCUACAGCAUACCAGCCAUGCCCAGCUUCAGUAUGGCUGCCAGCCUGCCGAUGCAAGCAUCCAGCCAGACCUCUUAUUCCUGCAUGCUGCCCACCAGCCCUACUGUAAAUGGAAGAAGUUAUGAAACAUAUACUCCUCCACACAUGCAGCCACACAUCAACAGCCAGUCAAUGACGUCUUCUGCAACGUCGUCAACAGGACUGAUUUCCCCUGGUGUCUCAGUUCCAGUCCAAGUUCCAGGAAGUGAAGCAGAGAUGUCACAGUACUGGCCACGCCUGCAGUGAUGUCAUUUCAGACAGCAGUCAUCCUUGCCUGCAGUGGCCAUCAGCAGUGGCUGCAGCAACAGGACUGUAUGGGACAUCAGAGCAUGUUCCCUCCCUACUUUGCAGCUUGAAUGUCAAAAAGGACCUGAAACAAGAAAUUACUCUCAUUAAUGCUUGCAGGAAAACAUUAAAACCAAAUUCUGGAGACAAGCAGGACAAAAGGAGUUUGAGUACUCUUCCAGUUGAAGGAUUUUGAUAUGACUGUAAACUUUUACAGGUUCAGCUACAACUGGAUCAAAGGUCUUGGGGAGUCCACUCUCCACAUCAUCUCCAUCUGCUGCCAUUCCAAGUCUGGUUGGUGAAGACAGAAUGAACAGCUCUAUCCUGAGCUGCACUCAGGAAGGUGGACUGUCUUUUAGUAAGAAUAAACUCCAGACAGGAAUAAACUGCUCUGUGUCCAUUUGGACAUCCUGUAGGAAGGCAUAUUACCUCUACUUUCAGUUCCUAAUUUAAUAUCAUGUUGGUGUAUUUGUAGCAAAAAACAAAGAUGUUGAUGGAAAUGCAAAGGGAAGAAUUUAAUGAAACUUGAAAUUAAUUGCCUGCUGUGAAUCAGUUUCAUCAGCAGAUUCCAAAAGAUCUGGCCUGCAAUGUGUAUAGAAUUUCAGAAUGUGGAAUCUGGUGAUAUGUGUUUGGUAUUGUAAAAAAAAAAAAAAGAAAGAAAGAAAAAAAAAAACCUGACCUGGAUGUGAUCUGCUGGCAUAGACUCUGACUUUGUCUGUUGG